This is a messenger RNA of Dipodomys spectabilis (banner-tailed kangaroo rat), 897 nucleotides long. RefSeq lists its product as uncharacterized. NCBI's taxonomy places the organism in Eukaryota, Metazoa, Chordata, Mammalia, Rodentia, Heteromyidae. The coding region runs from base 1 to 897 and encodes 298 amino acids. The record is from RefSeq and is a predicted model, not a curated record. The transcript has a single exon.
AUGCAAAGACGUCUCCACUGCACACGGCCUCCCAUGAUCCACAGCCAUGCAAAGACGUCUCCACUGCACACGGCCUCCACCAUCCACAGCCAUGCAAAGACGUCUCCACUGCACACGGCCUCCCACAUCCACAGCCAUGCAAAGACGUCUCCACUGCACACGGCCUCCACCAUCCACAGCCAUGCAAAGACGUCUCCACUGCACACGGCCUCCCACAUCCACAGCCAUGCAAAGACGUCUCCACUGCACACGGCCUCCCACAUCCACAGCCAUGCAAAGACGUCUCCACUGUACACGGCCCCCCAUGAUCCACAGCCAUGCAAAGACGUCUCCACUGCACACGGCCUCCCACAUCCACAGCCAUGCAAAGACGUCUCCACUGCACACGGCCUCCCACGAUCCACAGCCAUGCAAAGACAUCUCCACUGCACACGGCCUCCACCAUCCACAGCCAUGCAAAGACGUCUCCACUGCACACGGCCUCCCAUGAUCCACAGCCAUGCAAAGACAUCUCCACUGCACACGGCCUCCCACAUCCACAGCCAUGCAAAGACGUCUCCACUGCACACGGCCUCCCACAUCCACAGCCAUGCAAAGACGUCUCCACUGCACACGGUCUCCCACAUCCACAGCCAUGCAAAGACGUCUCCACUGCACACGGCCCCCCACAUCCACAGCCAUGCAAAGACGUCUCCACUGCACACGGCCCCCCACAUCCACAGCCAUGCAAAGACGUCUCCACUGCACAUGACCUCCCACAUCCACAGCCAUGCAAAGACAUCUCCACUGCACACGGCCUCCCAUGAUCCACAGCCAUGCAAAGACGUCUCCACUGCACACGGCCUCCACCAUCCACAGCCAUGCAAAGACAUCUCCACUGCACACGGCCUCCCAUGA